GUCUCAGAACCCGGAAAUAGGUGCGUCGCCGUUUAUCUUCCCUAGCUUGUAAAGAUGAAGGAAGAAAACAUGGCUUUCCCUGUGAGUGUGGGGGAUCUGCUGCGGGCGGAGCUCCAGGAGGACGCCGCUUACCAGGACGACGGCCUGUGUGUUGUCGGCAUUUUCGGUAAAAGCAACAUGCAGCCCGGACCCCUGAAGGAGUCUCUCAUCGACACGCUGGCAGACAAACACAUCUUUUCGCUGUUCGGCGGACCGGAGGACGGCGGCACGGCGGACAGCCUGAUCCAGGCUUUCUACAACCAGGAAAACCGGGUUCUGUACCUGCUGCUGUCCUCCGUCUGCGACAGCCGGCAGCUGCUGCGGGCCUGUCAUUCUCUAAGCGCCGGUACCAGCCACUCCGACGCACACGAAUUCUGGAAAGGCCUGGACCGACAGCACUGCCUCCACCUACUCUACAUGUUCUCGGUGUGCCACGUCCUCCUGCUGGUACACCCAAACCAGACUUUCGACGUGACCUACGACCGCCUCUUCAGAGCCUUGGACGCCCAGCGGCAGAAGGUCCUGCCUCUGAUUCGGGCUGCUAUCAAAGACUGUCCGGUUUCUAAGGAGUGGAAGCUGAACUGCAGGCCCUGUCCUCCACGGCUGCUCUUUGUUUUCCAGAUCAAUGGCACUCUGAAGGUUCCUGCUAACGGUUCAGAGUCUGGGGCAAACCCCGACAAGCCCAAAAAGCACUCUCCCAGGAGGCGGCUGCAGCAUGCCCUGGAGGACCAGAUAUAUCGGAUUUUUCGCAAAAGCAGAGUUCUGACCAACCAAAGCAGCAACUGCUUGUUCACCGUGCCCGCCAACCAGGCCUUUGUGUAUGUGAUCCCGGCAGCAGAAGAGGACCCGGUGGGCACCUUGCUUGGCCAGCUGCGCUCCAACUGCACCCUGUCUGAUCAGGACUCGACCGUGUCGCUGUCAGGACCGAGGCGCUACCAGCAGAUGCGGCGUUCUGCUCGGCAGCCCAGCUGCGGAGACUUGAGCGGCUUGUCUAUGGUUGGUCAGCUGGUGGACUGCAGCUUGAAAGAGUUCCUCUGGCAACACGUAGAGCUGGUGCUGACCAAGAAAGGUUUUGAUGAUAGCGUCGGCCGCAAUCCGCAGCCUUCACACUUCGAGCUACCAACCUACACCAAAUGGGUCCAGGUCGCUUCCAGACUCCACCAAGUCCUGAUCAGCAACGCAGAUGAAGAAAUAGCUGAGCUGGCUGCUAAAGUGCAGAACCAGGUGAAGGUUUUGGAGGGUUUUCUUGAUGCAGACACAAAGUUUUCAGAGAACCGGUGCCAGAAAGCGUUGCCACUGGCUCACAGCACCUAUCAGUCUAAUCUCCCACACAACUACACCACUACAGUACACAAAAACCAGCUGGCACAGGCCCUGCGCGUGUACAGCCAGCACGCUCGCGGCGUUGCUUUCCAGCGCUACGCACUGCAGCUUCAUGAGGACUGCUACAAGUUCUGGAGCAAUGGCCACCAGCUGUGUGAGGAGCGAAGCCUGACGGAUCAACACUGCGUUCACAAGUUCCACCUCCUCCCUCAGCCCGGGGAGAAGCCAGACAUGGAUCACAACCCACCCAUUCUGAACCACAACAGCAGGGGGCGCUCCACCAGCUCCUGCAACUGUGGCAGGAAACAGGCUCCUCGUGAGGACCCAUUUGACAUCCAGGCUGCUAAUUAUGACUUCUACCAGAUGCAGGAAGAGAAAUGCUGCGGGAAGUUGGAGAGAAUUGAGUUUCCGGUGUUCCAGCCCAGCACUCCUGACCCGGCCCCAGCCUGUAACCAGGCUCAGCGGCUCCCGUGUGAGGGCUCUGGUGAGGCUGAGAGGCUGAAGGAGCCUAGCACUGCCCAGAGCCACACCCCCGGAGACACCAGCCUCAGCCUCGCUCUCAGUCUAGGCCAGUCCACAGACAGCUUGGGGCCCUACGGGGAUGGAGACGGAUCCGAAACCCAAGUCCAGCAGAAGAGGCCGAGCCUUAUCGAUCGACAGCCGUCCACUGUGGAGUAUCUUCCUGGUAUGACGCACUCAGGUUGCCCCAAAGGCCUGCUCCCCAAGUUCUCCAGCUGGUCACUGGUCAAACUGGGCCCUGCUAAGGCGUACAACUGCCACACCGGACUGGAACAGCCGGGCUUCCUCCCCAGCUCCUCCUUUCUUUUACCGUGGGACUUAGUGAUUCGGUCUAGAUCGGAGGAGGAUUCAGGACUGACAGAGACUUUGGACGGAGGCACAUCCUCGUGGCCAGCUCCCAACAAGAGCCUGAUCGGAAAGCGAGGGAGCACCGGAGGGCUCGGCAGGAGUCGCAGGAGGGAUGACAUGGCUCGGGUCUUUGUGGGGUUUGAGUAUGAAGACAGCCGGGGGAGACGCUUCAUUAGCUGUGGGCCUGAAAAAAUAGUGAAGGUGCUGGGGCCAGGGGGCGCUAAAGAUCCCGCCACCAGGGUUCUAAACACAGACAUGCCUCUGUACAUCCCGUCUCCAUCACAGGGUCGAGGCCUGAAGCCACACUUUGCCCAACUGUCUCGGCUUUUUAUUGUUGUGCCUGACGCACCGCUGGAGGUUACUCUGAACCCACAGGUGCAGCCUGGUCCACCUCCCUGUCCGGUUUUCCAUCCAGAGCAGACGGAGGUGGUGUUGCCUCCUGACGGCCUCUGGGUGCUGCGGUUCCCUUAUUCCUACGCGACAGAGCGCGGCCCCUGUUACCCCCCCAAAGAGAACCAGCCCCUUAACAACUACAAGGUGCUGCGAGGCAUCCUGAGGGCCACCACAGCUAACCCCCCACCACAAUAAACAUCACACUUCACCUUCCUGCAGUCAGUCUGAGGCUUGUUUCUCUGUUCUGAUGACUGGAAGGAGAAAGGAGAGCUCCGCUACGGGCGAACUGAGCAGGAAGUAAAGUCUGGACCAGAUUUAGAAGUUUUUCACUGAAUGUCUUCACAGGAGAAAUUCAGCUGUUUGUUCCACUUCAGCUAGUUUAUUUCUGAUGGUUAGUUUUAUUUUUCUGAACAUUACAUCAGUGAACUGUGAAGAUCCUUGUUCUCACUGUGCUGUCAGACCUCUGGGCUGUGGUUUGUCCAUGGUCAGGAAGGAGAUUCGGUUUUACUCUUCGUGACCCAUAAAAAGAUCAUUUUUAUGGUUUAAUGAUUUGAAACUCCUUCAAGUUCUUUACCUUUUUUUAAAGAAAAAAACUGCUGUAAUGAGAGCGUGGAACGGUCCUCAGGAAGCUGACCAAGGAUAAAUGAGCUUUUACUCUGGACUGUUUUAUCCCUCUAAAGUGGCUGCUGCUCAGCUGCUCCUGCAGUGGAAAUGUUAAAUUGCUUUCUGAAACUGUGUUCAGCAGCUAAUAUUUGAAGAACUGUGUGUUUACAGGUGAUGACUUGUAAAGGAAUUUAAGACUGGCACACUUCUGAUGCAGCAGCACUUUUUCUUUGGCUCAUUUGUGCAAACAUGAACACAAAUUACACAAUGCUGGAAAGGUUUCUGGAUGAGGCUCUUUAUUCGGUGAGAGGCGUCAGUGUGUUGACUUCAGUCAUGUGUUUGAACAUAUCUUUAUUUGCUUCGUGUACAUUUUAUAACAAAGAUCUGACUGUAGCUCAACAUUGAGUCCUGAAAUGCACGAUGUUUUUCUGUAAAUAAAAAAAAAACUUCAUUGUUGUCACAAUUUUUUUGUUUUCUUACUAAAAUGAACAAA
This is a messenger RNA of Melanotaenia boesemani (Boeseman's rainbowfish), 3718 nucleotides long. RefSeq names its product SMG8 nonsense mediated mRNA decay factor (gene smg8). The record is from RefSeq and is a predicted model, not a curated record. Bases 55 to 2817 code for a protein of 920 amino acids. Gene Ontology annotation, biological process: nuclear-transcribed mRNA catabolic process, nonsense-mediated decay. The transcript has 5 exons. Lineage: Eukaryota; Metazoa; Chordata; Actinopteri; Atheriniformes; Melanotaeniidae.